Messenger RNA from Mugil cephalus (flathead mullet), 2298 nucleotides. It is a transcript of the gene aldocb, whose product is annotated as aldolase C, fructose-bisphosphate, b. The transcript is spliced from 9 exons. The coding region runs from base 171 to 1262 and encodes 363 amino acids. Gene Ontology annotation, molecular function: fructose-bisphosphate aldolase activity. NCBI's taxonomy places the organism in Eukaryota, Metazoa, Chordata, Actinopteri, Mugiliformes, Mugilidae. Gene Ontology annotation, biological process: glycolytic process; fructose 1,6-bisphosphate metabolic process. Gene Ontology annotation, cellular component: cytosol. The record is from RefSeq and is a predicted model, not a curated record.
GUGGGUGCUGGCCCCACCCCAGACUCUGGCUCCGCCCCCUUGUCGAGGCUUUUCUAAAGGGUCACGUUGCGCUGCAGCACAGAAACAGGAGACCGCCCCGCAUCCUCCGCACCGCACGCAGCAGCACUCCAGCUCAGCUCUGUCCGCUCAGACAUCCUCCAGCAGCCGCCAUGACUCACCAGUAUCCCGCACUGACUCCUGAGCAGAAGAAGGAGCUGCAGGACAUCGCUCUCAGGAUAGUCGCUCCAGGGAAAGGCAUCCUCGCUGCCGAUGAGUCCACCGGGAGCAUGGCGAAACGUUUGAACCCCAUCGGGGUUGAGAACACAGAGGAGAACAGGCGUCGCUACCGCCAGCUGCUCUUCACAGCCGACCAGCGCAUCGACAGCUGCAUCGGAGGGGUCAUCUUCUUCCACGAAACCCUCUACCAGAGCACGGACGACGGCACCUCCUUCGCCAAGCUCAUCAAAGACCGCGGCAUCGUCGUUGGCAUCAAGGUCGACAAAGGUGUUGUGCCCCUGGCUGGAACAAACGGAGAGACCACCACCCAGGGUCUGGAUGGGCUGUCUGAGCGCUGCGCCCAGUACAAGAAGGACGGCGCAGACUUCGCCAAGUGGCGCUCCGUGCUGAAGAUCAGCGACACCACGCCGUCUGAGCUGGCCAUCCAGGAGAAUGCUAAUGUGCUGGCACGAUAUGCUAGCAUCUGCCAGCAGAAUGGCAUCGUUCCAAUUGUGGAGCCUGAGAUUCUUCCCGAUGGAGAGCAUGACCUGAAGCGCUGCCAGUAUGUGACUGAGAAGGUCCUAGCUGCUGUGUACAAGGCUCUGUCAGACCACCACGUGUACCUGGAGGGGACGCUGCUGAAACCCAACAUGGUCACAGCCGGACACUCCUGCCCCUCCAAGUACAGCAGCGAGGAAAUCGCCAUGGCUACCGUCACUGCUCUGCGCCGCACCGUGCCCCCUGCAGUCCCCGGAGUUACAUUCCUGUCUGGUGGCCAGUCCGAAGAAGAGGCCAGCGUGAACCUUAACGCCAUGAACAACUGCCAGCUCGCCAGGCCCUGGGCCCUGACCUUCUCCUACGGCCGCGCCCUGCAGGCCUCCGCCCUCGCCGCCUGGAAAGGAGAGCUGAACAACGAGAAGGCCGCCACCGAGGAGUUCAUCAAGCGCGCUCAGGCCAACGGUCUGGCUGCCCUCGGCAAGUACGAGUCUUCUGGAACCGCCGGCGCCGCAGGAAAAUCCCUCUACGUGGCUAACCACGCCUACUAAACAUGAAACGACCACACACAACUGUGGCCUAGUCAUAGUCUUAUAUCUGCUCUGCUAUUCCCCCUCACUCCUCCAUCAGUCACAGGCCUGCGCUGUCUGCUGUACUUUAGAGUCAUCAGAGUUAUAUUAAAAUUAUUAGAUAUAUGUAUUUAAAAACAAUGUGAAACCACGAUACUAAAGGGAACAGGCUUGGGUUUUUAUUUACUAUUUGAUCAAUCAAAACGGUUUUUGAGACAAUUAAUGACUGAAUUGGAAACGUUAACGGUAGCUCAAGAUAAUCAGUCAGUAUUCAUUUCAUGCCUCUUCUUAUGUCUCCACAUCAGGUGCGUUCUUCCUUUCUCCCUCACAUGACAAAUCUCCAACCGCUCGCUCGCAGGCCAGAUCAGCAUGUGUGUGUGUCGGUGUUUCGCUUCUGUCAGAACACAAUGUUAAAUCGCUGUACUAACAUCCGCACCGACCGUGGGACCAGCUGAUUAUUAGUGGCAUCGGUACAUCUGUAAACGAAAAGCAAAAUGACCAACAGAGUGAUAAUGUUGAACUGAGUAGACAUUGUGGAGUUCUCGUUGUACUUUCAGACAGCUUUAGCUCCAGCAGAGGUCAGUAGACACACUGUAGUGUAACAAACCACUACACACCCGGACUCCUCCGAAUGAUUCCUAAUAAUCUUUCUGUUCUAUUCCUUCUUAUCUCCAUUAUUAUGAACUAAACAUCGUGUGUGUCUGUUCUCAGUAUAACAUUAGCUUUAAAUUACAUACGGUAAAUAAUGUGUUCAUUUGUGUGAAGGUGUCAAUAUUGUGUGAUGCUUGUGUGUCACCCCCGCCCCACCCCCCUGAUUCACCCUGCCUACCCCACGAAAAAAAAAAAAAAAUGAGCUGAGUUUCUGUCGACCUACACAUAAAACGGACCAACACGUGGGGUUGGCAGCGGGGAAACAGUCACUGCUGUGUUGGGACUCUGUGACGUUUGUGAUGUUAAUAUUGUUCUCGAAGCACUCGGUGUGUCAAAUAGUGGAGAAAAAUAAACUUUAAAAAAACUA